UGUCCUCCGCCAUGCCUGACCCGGUUAAGUCCGCUCCGGCCCCAAAAAAGGGCUCCAAGAAGGCGGUGACCAAGGCGCAGAAGAAGGACAGCAAGAAGCGCAAGCGCAGCCCCAAGGAGAGCUACUCCAUCUACGUGUACAAGGUGCUGAAGCAGGUCCACCCCGACACCGGCAUCUCCUCCAAGGCCAUGGGCAUCAUGAACUCCUUCGUCAACGACAUCUUCAAGCGCAUCGCGGGCGAGGCUUCCCGCCUGGCACAUUACAACAAGAGCUCGACCAUCACCUCCAGAGAGAUCCAGACGGCUGUGCGCCUGUUGCUGCCUGGGGAGCUGGCCAAGCACGCAGUGUCCGAAGGCACCAAAGCCGUCACCAAAUACACCAGCUCCAAAUGA
This is a messenger RNA of Cebus imitator (Panamanian white-faced capuchin), 392 nucleotides long. Its product is annotated as histone H2B type 1-O-like. Gene Ontology annotation, cellular component: nucleosome. Gene Ontology annotation, molecular function: structural constituent of chromatin; protein heterodimerization activity; DNA binding. The transcript has a single exon. Lineage: Eukaryota; Metazoa; Chordata; Mammalia; Primates; Cebidae. The coding region runs from base 12 to 392 and encodes 126 amino acids. The record is from RefSeq and is a predicted model, not a curated record.